AUGUCGGACCAGAAGGCAGCAUCGAAGAAGUUUGGCAAGAGUGAGCGGUCGAUACCGCAUCACAGCCAGAAGGCCAGCAAAUAUUACCCUGCUGAGGACCAGUCCGUCCCCAAGAAGGCGCGCAAGUCUGUCCGCCCAGCGAAGCCCCGACAGUCUCUCACUCCUGGUACCGUCGUGAUCCUCCUUGCUGGUCGCUUCCGCGGCAAGCGUGUCGUUCUCUUGAAGCACCUCCCCCAGGGUGUUCUCCUCGUUACCGGUCCCUUCAAAGUCAACGGUGUUCCCCUCCGACGGGUCAACGCCCGAUAUGUCAUCGCCACAUCAACGAAGGUGGAUGUUUCCGGCAUCGAAGAGUCCGUCCUGAACAAGGCCAGCGAGGAUGGCUACUUCACCAAGGACAAGGAGAGCAAGAAGACCGGCGAGGAUGCUUUCUUCAAGCAGGGCGAGAAGCCUGAGAAGAAGGAGGCCUCCAAGGACCGUGUCGCCGACCAGAAGUCCGUCGACAAGGCCCUUUUGGCUACCAUCAAGAAGGAGGCGCACCUCGUUGACUACCUCGCCUCUUCUUUCAGCCUCCGCAGGUCUGACAGGCCACACGCAAUGGUCUUCUAA
Messenger RNA from Aaosphaeria arxii CBS 175.79, 606 nucleotides. RefSeq names its product 60S ribosomal protein L6-B. Gene Ontology annotation, biological process: ribosomal large subunit assembly; cytoplasmic translation. Bases 1 to 606 code for a protein of 201 amino acids. The transcript is spliced from 3 exons. The record is from RefSeq and is a predicted model, not a curated record. Gene Ontology annotation, molecular function: structural constituent of ribosome; RNA binding. NCBI's taxonomy places the organism in Eukaryota, Fungi, Ascomycota, Dothideomycetes, Pleosporales. Gene Ontology annotation, cellular component: ribosome; cytosolic large ribosomal subunit.